GCUCCGGUGAGUGGUCUCUGCCGAGCCGCAGGUCCCGUUUGGGCGGCAGCGUAGGAGGGCUUCUAAACCGGGCCAUCGGAUGCCGCGCCGCCCGCCUGUCCCUGCCCUCGGUACACACGCUUUACAACCCCAGGACCUGCUCCGAGUCUGUCACGUCCUGAUCAUAGAACGCCAUUUCUCCCCUGGCAAGCCUGGUUUCCUCCGCAUUCUUGUUCGUUACCCCACCUUAGGGCCCAACUUCCACCUUAAGUUUCAGAACCUACUCCAUUCUAUCCUCCCUUGUCGAGGGACCUCACAACUACCCCCUCCCUCCUCAGUGCUCAGUCAACUUGGUGUGCCUACUCAGGUCUGGGUCCCUGGAACACUUCGGAGCCACACCCUUCAGUCAGAAACAGGCCUGCCCCUCCGCGGAAGCAGACCGUAGAGUGGGUGUGCCCGAGUCAAAGAAGUCUGAAGGCUGACUCAGACCUGCUGGUGGAGUCCUACCACCAUGGACCUGUUGUUUGGGCGCCGGAAGACUCCAGAGGAACUACUUCGGCAAAACCAGAGGGCCCUGAACCGAGCCAUGAGAGAGCUGGACAGGGAACGACAGAAACUAGAGACCCAGGAAAAGAAAAUCAUUGCAGACAUCAAAAAGAUGGCAAAGCAAGGCCAGAUGGAUGCUGUUCGAAUCAUGGCAAAAGACCUGGUGCGAACCAGGCGAUAUGUGCGCAAGUUUGUGUUGAUGCGGGCCAACAUCCAGGCUGUAUCCCUCAAGAUACAGACUCUAAAAUCCAACAACUCAAUGGCACAAGCCAUGAAGGGUGUUACUAAGGCCAUGGGCACCAUGAACAGACAGCUGAAAUUACCCCAGAUCCAGAAGAUCAUGAUGGAGUUUGAACGGCAGGCAGAGAUCAUGGACAUGAAAGAAGAAAUGAUGAAUGAUGCCAUUGAUGAUGCCAUGGGUGAUGAGGAAGACGAAGAGGAAAGUGAUGCUGUUGUGUCCCAGGUCCUGGAUGAGCUGGGACUGAGCCUCACAGAUGAACUGUCAAACCUCCCCUCUACUGGAGGCUCACUCAGUGUGGCUGCUGGUGGAAAGAAAGCAGAGGCCACAGCCUCAGCCCUGGCUGAUGCUGAUGCAGACCUGGAAGAGAGGCUCAAGAACCUUCGCAGAGACUGAACACCCCACCUGGACUCAAUGCCUAGGGUCUUCAUCCUGUCCCCCCGUAAUAAAGAAAUUUGGACACUAACUUAA
Messenger RNA from Arvicanthis niloticus (Nile rat), 1234 nucleotides. The record is from RefSeq and is a predicted model, not a curated record. Lineage: Eukaryota; Metazoa; Chordata; Mammalia; Rodentia; Muridae.